AUGAGGCGUUUACUUGUAAUGGCAUCAGUCUGCGCAUUGGCACUAGCUAAGCCAGAAAUGUACAAAGAAAGUGAGGAUUUCCAAUAUUCUCGCAGUUCCUCAGACGAGGGCUCAAAGUCAGGAUUCUACGGAGCGCAGCGAGGUAACAUGGGAGGCAACUACGAAAAGGCGCAUAACAUGGACGGAUUAGCUCAACACCAAAUGAGUAGUGCCGUUCGGCAAGUAGAAGGAGAGCUGGGCGAUGGAGCAAAAGCGAAAUCGGGAAGUGUCUACACAGCUGCCAACUCAAGAGGAGUAUUCGGAUCAGGCCAUUACGAUCUCAGUAACUUGCAGGGAAGAAACUUCGAGGAAAGCCAGGCAUUUGAGGAUUCACUCUCACACUCAUCUUUAACAUCUCAAAACAGUGGCCACAACGGUCUCGCUUAUCAAAACUCCGGUUUCCGUGGUGGUUACACGAAGAGUUCGAGACACAGCUCUGGUUAUCAAACAGCCGACUACUUAGACCACCAUUCUAAUGAUUACGCACAAAACCAAAACUCACAAGCUGCCAGUUUACACCAAGCAAAUAAUAAAUACAGUUAUGGAGGUCAAGCUGCCGACAGGGACUAUAAAUAUUAUACUCAGGAUGCCAGUGGAGCUCAAAAUCAGUAUGAAGCGAAUAUCAAUAACCUUUACAGCUCGAAUACGUACGGCAGACAAGGAUCGGAUAACCCGAUAAGAGUAGUGGUGAGGCCCGGCUCAAUAGUCACAAUACCAGUUUCUGCUCAAACCUAUGACGCGUCAUCACAAAGAGUGGGGUCUUUCAACCAGAAUAGUAUCAAUUCGGACGCAGAAGCAGUCAACUCAAAUAGCGAUAGUCGUAUCUACAUAAAGCCAGGUACGAUUCAAUUCAAUAAACCGAAACAUUAUGAAUCCUCGUAUAGCUACAGAAAUGAAUGGGAAAAACAUAAUACGCAACCAGCAGCGGGUCUGCCCACUGAAAAUCCUUUUCCGAAAGAUAGUGAGCUUUAUGAUGAUUCUGUCCUAUUGCAAAACGCUAAGAGUCAAUACAAUUCAUUAGAUUCGAGCAGAGCUCAUUCUAGCAGCGAGAAUGUGAAUCAUUUAAGCAGCGCAAACGUAGUUCAAUCGAAUAUGUACAACGCCAACACAAAAUCUUCAAGCGCUAAUAAAUCGAAGUAUCGUUAUGAAUCGCAGGCCCAAAACUCGGCUGCAGCACAAUCGAAUGCAUACACGCUUGGAACACACACUUCAGAUUCAGCUGAUAGAUUAGAUGCAAAUGAUUUAGUUGAAAACAUUAACGCUAAACCGAAGAGUUAUCAUUCAUCUUAUUCUUAUCAUAAAUCGUGGGAGAGACGUGGUGAUCCAUAUGUGAUAAAACCUGUAGGCGGUGAAGCUGAUGGCCUAACAUCACAAAAACUCGUUUCGGCAUCUGCGAACCAAGGCGCCUAUUCAAGUCAUCAAUAUGGCCAACUCUUCAACCGCGCGCAUCAAAGUUAUUCGCAUAAUGGCGUAGACUGCGACGAAAAUGGACAUGUACGUGUUGCCCGCUCACCGAAUCCCGGAUAUGGUGGAAAUACGUUUAGUCAACAAUCACCAUAUGAAAACAUUGAAGAUCUAGGGCAACAAACACAAAAUCAAUGGGAUAACUUGGAGAGUUUAGGGCAACAAUCGCAGAAUCAAUGGGACAGGUUAGAAGAAUUAGGGCAACAGACUCAAAAUCAGUGGGACAAAUUAGAAGACUUGGGUCAGCAAACUCAAAAUAAAUGGGACACAACCCAAGACUUAGAACAGCAGUCACAGGACAAAUUGGAAUUUGGACAAGAAAUGCAAAACAUACAAAAUUUAAGAGAAACAGACCUAUCAGAUUUUCAACAAUCACAGCAAAAUAUUGGUCAGCUGAAUAACAAUGACUUGGAAAAUUUUGAACAGAUAAAUGAACAAUCACCAAGAGAGACACAGCAACAAACACAAGACAACUUAGAUUUUACACAAAAUGGCCAUAAAGAUAUGUAUGAUGUGCCAACAAUUAACCUAUUUCAAGGAGUUGAGAAACAAAAACAUAAUAGCGGCGAACUUUUUUGGAAUCAAAAGCAUGUGGAUACUGAAGAUACGUACAAAAUGUAUGAUCAAAAAGAAAUCGCUUCAGAAAACUUUGACUCACAAAUACAACAACAGUUAGCACUACAAGAGCAAUUACUGGCGACCAUGUCUGACAUUCUCAGGAAAAAUCAUCCUAAAGACUAUAACGAUAGUCCCUAUUAUGUUAAGCCUAUAACAGAUACAGCAGAGGAUAAAAAUGUAUAUCAACAUAAUCAAUACAUAAAUUUAAAUAAUCAAAAUGGGGGCUUUUCUGAACAACGAUACCACCAUUGGGAUAAUAACAACGAUAUGGGUAUGUCGUCUUGGCAACAUAGAUAUCAUUCAUCAUCGUCCCCACUAGACGGUUUUUGGAACAAGUUAGACAAUUUAGAUAACCAAGGAGGAUUUAAAAUAGACUCAAAUGGAAAUGAAAAUGAUGGAAACUCUUAUUUUAAUAAUGACUCAAACCAAUCAAAAUGGGAGCAAAAUAAUGAUGAUGACAGAGCAAUUGAUUUGAUUCAUUCUGAUAGAGAAUCAUCUACAAAUCUCUGGAAAAAGCAAACCUCUACUAUCUCAAGCACUACAACAAAUACAGAAAGAGCUACUACUACAAAUAAGCCAACAACUCAUUUUAAACCAAUAACGCCUUUGAAACCAGGUGAUGUUGGUCGAGGUGAUAUAGGAGCAGAUGAAUCUAUAAUAUCAGAUGAUGAAGAUAUUGCUACAAUUUACAGCCACACAACCCCUAAAAACCGGUAUAAGACACCAGAUGAAAUAGAAUCUCUUAGUUUAACAAAACCAUUAUCUAUUACAAAUAACAAAAAGGACAGUGGAGAAAAUGAAGACAUAAGAAGUAAUGAAGAGAUAAUUAAUGAAAUUUUCUUGAAACAUGAACCUAUUGUUGAACAAAUUGAAAAGACAUCUCCUAAACCAGUUGAUAAUAAAGACGCAUUUUAUCAAAACAACCCCAAUACAGCAAAUUUCUUGUUGCACAAUGUGGUACAGGAUAAACAAGCAAAUAGGGAAAUCUCAGGACAUAAUGUCCAAGAAGUUGAGCAAUACCCGUUUGAAAUGGAUAUGCAAAAUAAAGAUCAAGAUUUGGAAAGCUUUGAUUUAGGACAGCAAAUUCAAGGCUCUUGGGAACCUAUACAGAAAAGUAAUCAAGAAAUAGAAGAUAUCAGUCAAUUCUCACAGAAUACAUGGCAACCAAGCAACAAUAAACAAAGUGAAGGACAGGAAUUAGAAAAUUUUUCUAAUUAUAAAGAUAAUGAUAACCAACAGGUGCAAAAUCUAGAACAACAAUUUGAGCAUUAUGGCCAAGCUAAUGACAACCAAGAGGUGCAAGAUCUAGGGCAACAAUUCGAGCAUUAUGGCCAAACUAAUGAUAACCAAGAGGUGCAAAAUCUAGGGCAACAAUCGAGCAUUAUGGCAAACUAA
This is a messenger RNA of Leptosia nina, 3516 nucleotides long. Lineage: Eukaryota; Metazoa; Arthropoda; Insecta; Lepidoptera; Pieridae. The record is from the annotation of a GenBank genome assembly.